Messenger RNA from Asterias rubens (European starfish), 2104 nucleotides. RefSeq names its product peroxisomal carnitine O-octanoyltransferase-like. The transcript has 11 exons. Bases 101 to 1933 code for a protein of 610 amino acids. Gene Ontology annotation, cellular component: peroxisome. The record is from RefSeq and is a predicted model, not a curated record. Lineage: Eukaryota; Metazoa; Echinodermata; Asteroidea; Forcipulatida; Asteriidae. Gene Ontology annotation, molecular function: carnitine O-octanoyltransferase activity.
UUUUGGGUGUCAACAUCAAAAACAAACGACUUUGGCACUAACUUUCGGACGUGUUUGUACGCAGCUCAGCAAGUUUAAAGGCACGAGGUGGAAGAAAAGAAUGAGCACAUCAUCUGCAUCCAGUCCUAGGGAGAGGACAUUCCAGUAUGAGGACUCACUCCCUUCGCUGAUUCUGCCCCCUCUGGAACAAACACUGCAGAAAUACUUGGAAUCAACCAAACCAUUUCUGACUGAAGAUGAGUUCAAGAAAACUGAGGAGGUCGUCAGGGCGUUUGGAGAUGGAAUUGGACUGAAACUGCACCGUAAACUACAGGAAAAGGCACGCACUAGCAAAAACUGGCUGGAACACUGGUGGGAAGAGCUAGCUUACAUGUCCGGUCGAUCCCCCCUUGCAGUGCAGUGCAAUAUCAACGGUCUGGGGCCCUACAACGACAAUGUCUGGCACCCUAUGGAGGGCACUCAGUGUGAACGGGCUGCUAUUUCCAUUUGGUACCAGAUGGGUAUCUUCCUAACAUUGAGAAGAGAACAGUUUCCAGUUGAUAAGAGCCGCACUGGCAAGGCUUUCUCCAUGAAUCAAAUGAGAGGGCUGUACAACUGCUCGAGAGUACCUGGUGAAGUCAGAGAUAAGUUGGUGCGCUUUUUCAAAACAGAGCGAGAGGGACCAUGUCCCAAUCAUCUAGUCGUCUUCAGUAACGGUCACAUCUUCAGUAUGAGACCCUUUGAUGAUAACGGACAAAUCAUUCCUGCUCAAGAGAUCUACAGACAGCUGUGUUACAUCAAAAAGCUGAGUCAGUCUCGAGGUCAGGCUGUAGGCGUCCUAACGGCAGAUGACAGAACUUCUUUUGCCAAGGCGUAUAAGCAUCUUCGGUCGCUAGACCCUGUGAAUGGGCAUCAUCUGGAUCAUAUUGAGCAGGCUGUUAUUACUGUACAACUGGAUGAUGCUUGCCCAAAGACACCAUCAGAGUUCAUGGAAGCAACUAUUAAGGGAGACGUGUACAGUCGAUGGGGAGACAAAUCCUACAACUUGAUCUGCUUCAGCAAUGGAGUCAUUGCUUGUAAUGGAGAUCAUGCUCCAUUUGAUGGUAUGGUCAUUGUUACUAUCAAUGAUGUGAUAUAUAAACAGCUUGUCAAGACGUCUGGGCAAUGGCCGACUAAGGACUCAGUGGGUACGUCAUACAAAUCUCCUGAGGAGCUGAUCUUUACCGUUGAUGAUGUUAUCAAGAGAGCUAUGGAGAAGGCCAUCAAUACCUUCAAUACAAAUGCGUCUAACUUGUUGGUCCUGGCCAGUAAGUCUGUGGCUUUUGGUAAACGUUGGACUAAGCUACACAAGCUACAUCCUGAUUCUGUAUUCCAGCUGGCACUGCUGUUCGCUUACUAUUCGCUGCAUGGCAAGCCUGCUGCCACGUAUGAAACGGCGACAACGCGACAGUUUUACCAUGGCCGGACAGAAACUGUGCGCUCCUGCACCAUAGAGUCAGUCAAAUGGUGCCAGGCCAUGCUGGAUUCAUCCAAAUCGACGUCAGAACGGCAAGCGUUAUUCCUUGCGGCCCUCAGGAGGCAUAACGCGAACAUGGCAGAUGCAGUGAAUGCGCAGGGUUGUGAUAGGCACCUACUGGGUCUACAAGCAAUAGCCAUGGAGGAUGGGUUACCCAUGCCUGCAUUGUACACUGAUCCUGCUUAUACGAAAAGUGGAGGAGGUGGGAAUUUCAAGUUAUCAACGAGCUGUACGGGUUAUUUCCAGACCCAGGGAUUCUGUGCCCCCAUGGUUAAGGAUGGCUAUGGGGCGUUCUAUAGUAUCUUGGACAACCACUACAUGCCGUGUAUUCUCACCUUCAAGUCCGACGAAGGGACAGACAUCAAGCGGUUUUUUGUCUCUCUAAACACCAGCUUGAUGGCCAUCAAAAACCUGUUCAUGGACAAUUCUAAGAUGUAAUCAAAGAUGAACAUGUUUGAUUGAAGAAGAACUUUUGUGACGCAUACCUUCGUGCAGUUUUCUCCCACUACAGGUAAGCCGGUUCAGUUCGAUAGAGUGGUUUAAAGACACUGGACACUAUUGGUAAUUGUCUAAGACCAGUCUUCUCACUUGGUGUAUCUCAACAUAUGC